Molecule: messenger RNA, 2255 nt
Organism: Spirodela intermedia
Lineage: Eukaryota; Viridiplantae; Streptophyta; Magnoliopsida; Alismatales; Araceae
Source: the annotation of a GenBank genome assembly
AUGGUGGGGAUGGCAGCGCUCCAGAGCUCCAUGGCGGCGCUUUCUCUCUCCUCAAGCUCCUUCCUGGGCCAGCGUCUGGCCCAGCCAAUCUCCGCUCCGUUGAAUGUGAGUCCUCCCCUCCAGUCUCCCCUCCCCUCUUCCCGAAAGAGAUACGGUCGGAGGAUGCCUCGCACACACCUGUGCUUGUCUCUGGUUAAGUUUUCUUAGUCGAAGGAGUCCAAUCCGGAAGAACUCGAUCUGGUUCAUCUGUCUCCCGCUGUAAGAGGAUACGAUUCUUCGAUCCACGGAGGAGAAUUUGGGGGCCCCAUGGAAAGGGAUGAAUAAUUAGCGCUUUCUGUUGGAAGGAAUGAUCGGUCUCUUCUCCGAAUGAAUCUGUUAUCUUCUGCGACGCAGAUUUAGCAGCGAGAUUUGCGUAUGGGUAAUUUGUUCCGGGGAGCCAUUAAGAUGAGCAACUCAAGCAGGCUCUCACAGAUUAUCACAUCUUUUCCUCCACAAGGAGGACUGUUAACAAGAACAGAGAAAAAUCAUUGAAUGGAGGAUAUUUUUUUCUCUUUCAGUGCGCGUUCCCGAUUUAGUCAAACACCCAAGAAAUGCAUAGCUCGCAUGUUUUUUGUUUCCUGAAUUCUGUUCAGAAAAAUGAAUAAGUAAAUAAAUAAAAACAUUAGAUAGUGGAAAAGAAGGCAAAUAUCUACAUCAUUGGUCAAGAACCACAUUUUUUUCUAAACUGUAUGUUAGAAUUUACCUUGUAUGCUUUAAAUGGGAGAUAUUUCCAGGUUUUCUUGCUCCCCCUACGAGCUACUUUCAGGAGAUAUUCCAAGAAAUGAACCGACUAUCACAUCUAUCCAUGCCUUUUUUAGGUUCUCGCCUUUAUGCCUGGGCAAUUUAAUCCUCCUUUAUUUUCUUUCUCAUUUUAGUUCUAUUUAAUAUAAUUCUAAAAAGAACAAAAAUCUCCAGUCCAGCCAAUGCACCAAUUUCUGUUCACAUACUCAUGGCUUAUGCCUCUGCAAUGAUAUGCAGCGUCCCAUGCUCAUUCAUUGCUUCUUGAAACGCCUGAUGUUUAUUCAUUUUCAGGUUAAGACUUCGGAUAUGACUGGUCCCAUUGUAAUGAAGGUCAGUUCUUCUUCCCUAAUCUCACGGGUUGUGAUCUUCCAUAAGGUUUAUUAAUGGGUGUUAAUUUCCUAAAAUAGCAGCCCAGCUGAUUCCCCUGCUGAGUUUUUGCUCUUGGGUGCAGCUUAAGCGAUGGGAAAGGAAGGAUUGCAAACCAAACAGUCUUCCUGUGCUGCACAAGAUGCACGUGAAGGUCGGCGACACGGUGAAAGUGAUUUCUGGCCAUGACAAGGGUAAGAUUGGGGAGAUCUCAAGGAUCUUCAAGCACAACAGCACUGUGAUCGUGAAGGACAUCAACUUGAAGACAAAGCACAUGAAGAGCAGAGAGCAGGGGGAGCCAGGGCAGAUUGUGAAGGUGCGACUUGAAUUCUCAUUUAAAACUUUUUGCUGCAUCAGGGUCAUGCAUGCACUUUCUAAUUAUGGUAAAUUUGUUCAUUUGGUUACCUACCUGAAGUGACGUCUUGUCUCUCAUGAUUUUAUUUUCCAAUUAUGGUAAAUUGUUCAUAUGCUUGCCUACCCAAAACAGCAUUGUGCCGUUCCAUGAUUAUUGAUGGAAACAUUCGGUAACUCAGCGUGGUAUUCAUAAUUUUGAACUACUAGUCCUCUGCUGUCCACCACAACCAUAAGAUGUUCAUGCAAGUCCCAGAAUGGCAGCAGUGGUGGUGAAAUGGUCGCCGGCAAGUGGGGGAGGGGGGGAAAAGGCAGUGACCUAUUCCGCCACCGCCAUCUGUGAUUUAGACAGAAAUCUUGAUCUUGGAUAAUACUAUAAAUGUACCAUGAUUUAAGAACAGCACAUCUAGAUUAAUUACCACAUUCAUCUCCUGGUCUGUAGAAUCCACUGCACUAUAUUUAUUAUUUUAUUUGUUUGAUUUUAAACUAAAUUCAUAUAUAUAGAUAUAUGAGAUUAAGCUCUUUUAAUUUAUAGAAUUAUCUUUUAAUGUGGACAGAUGGAGGCACCGAUCCACAGCUCCAAUGUGAUGCUGUACUCAAAGGAACAGAAUGUGGCGAGCCGGGUGGGGCACAAGACACUUGAUAACGGAUCGCGGGUCCGCUAUCUCGUAAAGACAGGGGAGAUAGUUGACAGUGUGGAGAAGUGGAAGAGCACAAUUAGAGAGAGAAACAAGGAGAAAGAAGCCAUAUCAUCUUGA